CAGGCUGGCGUCCAGAUGGGAAACGGAUGCUGGGAACUGUAUUGCCUGGAGCACAGCAUUCUGCCGGAUGGGACCAUCCCCAGCACCAAAGCGCUGAGCCAAGCGGAUGCUUCGUUUGAGACCUUUUUCUGCAAAACGGGGGCAGGAAAACACGUUCCCAGAGCUGUGUUUAUAGAUCUGGAACCAACAGUCAUAGAUGAAAUCCGCUGUGGGACGUAUCGCUCCCUCUUCCACCCGGAGCAGCUGAUCAGUGGCAAAGAAGAUGCUGCCAACAAUUACGCCCGGGGCCACUACACCAUUGGAAAAGAAAUCAUUGACACCGUCCUGGAUAGGAUUCGCAAAAUGGCAGAGCAGUGCAGUGGCCUCCAAGGUUUUCUGCUCUUCCAUAGCUUUGGAGGAGGCACAGGGUCAGGAUUCACGUCUCUCCUGAUGGAAAGGCUUUCAGUGGAUUUCGGGAAGAAAGCCAAGCUUGAGUUCUCAGUAUAUCCUGCUCCACGGAUUUCUACUGCCGUGGUGGAGCCCUACAACUCCAUCUUGACUACUCACACCACCCUGGAGCACUCAGACUGCUCCUUCAUGGUGGACAAUGAAGCCAUCUAUGACAUCUGCAACCGAAAUCUGAACGUUGAGCAGCCCACCUACCUCAACCUCAACCGGUUAAUUGGACAGAUUGUGUCCUCCAUUACAGCUUCCUUAAGAUUCGAUGGAGCUUUGAAUGUUGACCUCACAGAAUUCCAGACCAACCUGGUGCCAUACCCCCGCAUCCACUUCCCCUUGACCACCUACGCUCCAAUCAUCUCAGCUGAAAAGGCCUACCACGAGCAGCUCUCUGUGCCAGAGAUCACCAACACCUGCUUUGAGUUCUCCAACCAGAUGGUGAAGUGCGACCCUCGCCGGGGCAAAUACAUGGCUUGUUGCCUCUUGUACCGGGGAGACGUUGUGCCGAAGGACGUCAACGCAGCAAUUGCAGCCAUUAAGACCAGGAGAUCCAUCCAGUUUGUUGACUGGUGCCCAACCGGCUUCAAGGUAGGCAUCAACUACCAGCCCCCCACGGUGGUGCCCGGAGGGGACCUGGCAAAGGUGCAGCGGGCCGUCUGCAUGCUGAGCAACACCACGGCGAUUGCCGAGGCCUGGGCCCGGCUGGACCACAAGUUCGACCUCAUGUACGCCAAGCGGGCUUUUGUGCACUGGUACGUGGGGGAGGGCAUGGAAGAAGGCGAGUUUGCCGAAGCCCGGGAAGACCUGGCAGCCCUGGAGAAGGAUUAUGAAGAAGUUGGGAGGGAUUCUGACACUUACGGCUCUGAUGCAGAAGAUGACCAAGAAUACUGA
Messenger RNA from Python bivittatus (Burmese python), 1329 nucleotides. RefSeq names its product tubulin alpha-2 chain. Gene Ontology annotation, molecular function: GTP binding; structural constituent of cytoskeleton. The record is from RefSeq and is a predicted model, not a curated record. Gene Ontology annotation, biological process: microtubule-based process. NCBI's taxonomy places the organism in Eukaryota, Metazoa, Chordata, Lepidosauria, Squamata, Pythonidae. Gene Ontology annotation, cellular component: microtubule.